This is a messenger RNA of Acanthoscelides obtectus, 981 nucleotides long. The record is from the annotation of a GenBank genome assembly. NCBI's taxonomy places the organism in Eukaryota, Metazoa, Arthropoda, Insecta, Coleoptera, Chrysomelidae.
AUGGUACCCUAUUACGGCGGUCAUGGAUCAAAACAGUUUAUCCGAGGAAAGCCCAUUCGUUGGCGUUAUAAGGUAUGGGUGGGAACAACUAAAAAGGGGUACAUUGAAUGGUUUGAGCCAUAUCAAGGGUCCACAACUAUUAUUUCUGAAAAAUAUCGUCCUCUUGGCUUAGGGGCUAGUGUUGUACAUCAGUUUGCUGAUAUUAUUCAGUCUCAAUGUGGAAACGCUCCUUUCCAUAUCUUUUGUGACAAUUUUUUUACGUCAUUACCUCUGUUGGCUGAGCUGACCUCCAAGGGGCUCAAAUGCUCAGGACCUCUGCGAGAAAACAGACUAUCAGAUUGCCCUCUUGAAAAAUCCAGUUUGUUCAAGAAAAAAUCCCGUGGUAGUUUUGAUUAUCUUUUGGAGGAGAACCAAAAUAAUAUUGUAUGUAAAUGGAAUGACAAUAGUGUUGUGACAAUCGCCUCAAAUUUAACAUCUCCUUUUCCGACACAGCAAGUCAAACGCUUCUCUCAGAAAGAAAAGAAAAUGAUACAUGUUGAGCAGCCAUGUUUGAUCAAACAAUACAACGAAAACAUGGGCGAUGUUGAUAGGGCUGACCAAAAUAUAAGCCUUUACCGCGUAGGAAUCAGGGGAAAGAAGUGGUAUUUUUGCUUGUUUUCACAUGCUCUGGAUAUGGCAGAACAAAACGCAUGGCAACUUCAUAAACAUUCUGGCGGAAAAAUGGACCAUUUGCGGUUUAGGAGGUGUAUUGCUGCGGGAUUAUUAGAAACCUAUAAGAAAGAAACAAAACGGGGGCCAUCUAAACCAGGCAAAUACCUGCAUUAUGAGUCCAGAUAUGAUCGGAUGGAUCAUCUUGUGAAUUAUCAGGAAAAGCAAACCCGCUGCGCAUUUUGCCACAAACAAGCAGUAUUCAGAUUCCAGAAGUGUGAUGUUGCACUUCAUCCAAUAAUGUGUUUUUUAAGUUACCAUACUAAAAACUAA